UCCCUCCGCUCCACGUCCUCGCACGCGCCGCGCACCGCCGCCAGCCUCUCUGCCGUCUGCACGCCCGCAGGCACCGCUGCUGCUGCCAGUGCUGCGCGCACGCCGUCGUCGUCGUUCACGUCACGAGCCAGCCUCGUCUUUCAGACGCACCAAAAAAACACAUCAGCCUCGCGUUUCAGUCGUUCGUUGAGCUAGAUUCGAUCGUGCACCGCGUCCGCCUGCUAGAGGCCACUCGCGCGCGCGCCGGCUCGCCCCUUCUCCAAUCGCGACGAUGGCCGUGGGUGUCGCACUGCCCGGCGCGUCGGGUGCCGCAAAGGGCGCCUCGGCCGCGUCGCCGCCGGCAGAGGGCAGCAGCAGCAAGGGCAAGGGCAGCAGCGGCGAUGUCGUCGACCGCGCCGCCCUCGCCGCGCAGCACCCCGUGCCGCACGGCGAGAAGGAGGCCAUGAGCCUCGAGCAGCAGCUCGCCAGCGUGCAUGGCAUCGUGCCGACCCUGCAAAACAUCGUCGCCACCGUCAACCUCGAGGUCCGUCUCGACCUCAAGACGAUUGCGCUGCAUGCGCGCAACGCCGAGUACAACCCUAAGCGUUUCGCUGCCGUCAUCAUGCGUAUCCGCGAGCCCAAGACGACGGCCCUCAUCUUUGCCAGCGGCAAGAUGGUCGUCACGGGCGCCAAGAGCGAGGACGACUCGCGCCUGGCGAGCCGCAAGUACGCGCGCAUCAUCCAGAAGCUCGGCUUCGAGGCGAAGUUCAGCGAGUUCAAGAUCCAGAACAUCGUCGGCAGCUGCGACGUGCGCUUCCCGAUCCGCCUCGAGGGCCUGGCCUACGCCCACGGUCACUUCUCGUCGUACGAGCCCGAGCUCUUCCCCGGCCUCAUCUACCGCAUGGUCAAGCCCAAGGUCGUGCUGCUCAUCUUCGUCAGUGGCAAGAUCGUCCUCACGGGCGCCAAGGUGCGCGACGAGAUCUACCAGGCCUUCAACGCCAUCCUGCCCGUGCUCUCCGAGUACAAGAAGCCUUGAAGUGGCUGGCUCCUCGUCGACGCUUCACGCAUCGCCUUCUCGUCACUCGUCACGCACGCAUCAAGACACUCUCAAAAACCCAACUAAUCGCAGCGCAGCCGCGCUCUGGUGGCGCGCACGGCGGGCAGAUCGACACUUCCACGUCUCUGUCUGCGUGCGCCCUCGGCUUCACACCCCUCGCAGCCGCACCAAAGCGCACCUUCUUCCCAAUCUUCACCCAGCAUUUCCCUCCACACUUGUUCCUCCCUCCCCACCCCUCUUGUGAAGCUCCACGCAGCUGUCCCACCUCGAUGUCAUCUUGUACUCUAAUCACACGCUUUGUU
Messenger RNA from Tilletiopsis washingtonensis, 1338 nucleotides. RefSeq names its product TBP-domain-containing protein. The transcript has 4 exons. Gene Ontology annotation, biological process: DNA-templated transcription initiation. The coding region runs from base 272 to 1015 and encodes 247 amino acids. The record is from RefSeq and is a predicted model, not a curated record. Gene Ontology annotation, molecular function: DNA binding; RNA polymerase II general transcription initiation factor activity. NCBI's taxonomy places the organism in Eukaryota, Fungi, Basidiomycota, Exobasidiomycetes, Entylomatales.